This is a messenger RNA of Lachancea sp. 'fantastica', 2610 nucleotides long. NCBI's taxonomy places the organism in Eukaryota, Fungi, Ascomycota, Saccharomycetes, Saccharomycetales, Saccharomycetaceae. The record is from the annotation of a GenBank genome assembly.
AUGGUCAACAUUGACACUUUUUUCAAGAAAGGAGCGUCGAAGGAACGACCGGGCCAAAAAAAAGUCGCUCCAACCGCUCGUUCUGGGUCGCAGUCAGCGGAAAACAAAGUGAGUGACACGAUCAACUUAGACUCCGAUGACGACUUUAAUGAUUUCGAUAAGCAAGACAGUAGUUUUUCCAAACAUGACGAAUCACUGACUAUUCUAGAUGAGGACCCUGUACUCAAACAAAAUGCUCCAGCGGCCAAAACUGCGAAAACAACGAAGAAAGGCGGGCAAUCAAGUAAUGCAUCAUCACCGCAGAAAAAGCCCAAAAUCGCUAAAAAGGAGAGCAUCGGCCCUUUGUCACUCGAGGAACUUUUGGCCAAGAUCCCAUCGGUUGACUUGGAUGCUGUUCAUGUGAAGGAAAAUGUAAAGUUCGAUUUCAGAGGUAAUAAUCAAAACGGGGCUUCAGAAAUGACAGGAGACGUGGAUUUCCCUGAGGGGGCUCCAAACUGUCUUUUGGGACUCACCAUCGUUUUCACGGGACAAUUGCCCACUUUGGAACGCGGCAAUGCCGAAGCAAUUGCAAAACGCUAUGGUGCCAGAGUCACGAAGUCCAUCUCCAGUAAGACUUCUUUGGUGGUUCUUGGAGAAGAGGCUGGUCCCAAAAAGCUUGAGAAAAUCAAGGACCUGCACAUAAAGGCCAUUGAUGAAGAUGGGUUCAAGCAGCUUAUUUCUGGUAUGCCGGAAGAAGGUGGAGACAACUCCGCUGCUGAAAAGGCCCGUCAAAAGCUAAAACAACAGGAACAGGAUGCUCAGAAAGAAGCCGAAGAAAUGGAAAAGCGCGAGAAGGAGCAAAGAGAAAAACUCAUAAAACGUCAAAAAGACCAGGGAGUCGCUGCUCCAAAUCUCAAGCCCAUAACAAGAGAAGAAGACAAACUUUGGACGGUAAAAUAUGCACCCACAUCUAUUAAUCACAUUUGCGGGAACAAAACCAGCGUUAGCAAAUUGAGGAACUGGUUAAGCAACUGGGCUUCUUGCAAAAAAAAUGACUUCAAACAGCCUGGAAGAGACGGUUCCGGUGUUUUCAGGGCAGCGAUGCUGUACGGUCCCCCUGGUAUAGGGAAAACCACUGCUGCACAUUUGGUUGCCAAGGAGCUGGGCUUCGACGUUUUGGAGAGAAAUGCGUCAGACGUACGUUCAAAAUCGUUGUUGAAUGCAGGUGUUAAGAAUGCUUUGGAUAAUACAUCCAUCGUCGGAACAUUGAAAUCUCGCCAUGGUGGUGAUCUUAACCAGAAAAACUUCGUUAUUAUUAUGGACGAGGUAGAUGGUAUGAGCGGGGGUGAUCGAGGAGGUGUAGGGCAAAUGGCGCUUUUCUGUCGCAAGACCUCUAUGCCCAUGAUCUUGAUCUGCAAUGAGAGAAACUCGCCGAAGAUGAGACCUUUUGACAGAGUUUGUCUUGAUAUACAGUUCAGAAGGCCCGAUGUCAAUAGCAUCAAAGCCCGUCUAAUGACCAUUGCCGUGAGAGAAAAGUUCCAGUUAGAUCCCAACACCAUAGAAAAACUUGUGGAGGCCACUCGAGGAGAUAUUAGGCAAGUAAUAAACUUGCUAUCUACCAUAUCCACCACUACAAAGAAAAUUGGACAUGACAACGUUCAAGCCAUCGCGCAGGCCUGGGAGAAGAACAUUGCUUUGAAACCGUUUGACAUAACGCACAAAUUAUUUGAUGGUCGCAUAUUUUCAGACAUUGGCUCGCGAACGUUUCCACUGUACAAAAAAAUGGAACUGUAUUUCGACGAUUUCGACUUUACGCCUUUAAUGAUACAAGAAAAUUACUUGCAGACAAGACCAUCUGGGCUCAAAGCUGGACAAACACACUUGGCAGCCGUCGCAGACGCUGCUGAAAGUAUUUCGCAAGGCGAUUUGGUCGAAAGAAAGAUACGAAGCAGUGAACAACUGUGGAGUCUGCUACCCUUUCAUGCCAUCAUGUCUGCAGUUCUCCCAGCAUCUAAGGUGGCAGGUCAGAUGGCUGGUAGGAUAAACUUUACAUCUUGGCUGGGUCAAAAUUCCAAGUCUGGUAAGUACUACCGGUUGUUGCAAGAGUUGCAGUAUCAUACAAGGUUGAGCACAUCUACUGAUAAAUUAGGUUUGAGAAUGGAUUACAUGCCGACGUUGAAGCGUAGAAUGCUAGAUCCUUUACUGGCAAAUGGAAGCGACGCGAUACCGGACGUGAUUCAAAUCAUGGACGAUUACUACUUAUCUAAAGAGGAUUGGGACUCUAUAAUGGAAUUCCUAAUCGGCAAUGAUAAGACUGAGGCUCAGAUUAAGAAAAUCCCAACUGCAGUUAAAAGUGGAUUCACCAGAAAGUAUAAUGCGAUGGUUCACCCUGUCGCAAUCUACAAGACGGGUUCGACGAUAGCUGUCGGUGGUAGGUCGAAGGAGGCGCCUGACUUUGAGGACGUUGUGGAUGCAGACGAUGAAGUACCCCCAGCUGAUGAUGAUGAAAACGCUAAAGAAGAUAAUGAUUUUAAGAAGGACAAACUUAUCAAACAGGGCAAACCCAAGGCUACCAAGAAGAGGGCAGCGCCUGCGACCAAAAAAGCGCCUGCAAAAAAACGCAAAACUUGA